UGAGCGUGCGAGCGAGCGAGCGAGCUAAGAGUUGAUAUAAGAAAAAUAAUAAUCAGAAGAGUAAAAAUCAUUCACAACGGCGACCAUAACGAACUCCGCCCUAGCGAUGAGCCAGCUGGGCACCGUCUACGCCACCAAGCGGAGGCGACGGAACGGCAAAAGCCUGAAGCCGCCGCCCAAGGAUGGCGUCACAAAGAGCAAUCCAUCAAAGCGGCAUCGGGAGCGCCUCAACGCGGAGCUGGAUCUGUUGGCCUCCCUGCUGCCCUUCGAGCAGAACAUCUUGAGCAAACUGGAUCGACUGAGCAUACUAAGGCUGUCCGUUAGUUAUUUAAGAACCAAAAGUUAUUUUCAAGUUGUUAUGCAUAAGGAUAAGGAGGAGAACGGUGUCCUGCCCCACAUACACGCACACGAUGGCUACAGGACCCGGGAGCUGGGCGCCUUCGAGCACGGCCUGCUGGAUGGUGAUAUGUUCCUUCAGGCCCUAAAUGGAUUUCUAAUGAUACUGACAUGCGAAGGCGAAGUCUUCUUUGCCACGCACAGCAUCGAGAGCUAUUUGGGUUUCCAUCAGUCGGACAUCGUCCAUCAGUCCGUGUACGAGCUGGUCCACUCGGAGGAUCGAGAGGAGCUGCAGCGGCAGCUGCUGUGGAACAGCUUCCUGCCCGCGGACAUGUCCAGCAUGCAGCUCUCGGAGACCCUGGCACCGGACAAGGCGCUCUAUCUGGAGCGCAGCUUCACCGUUCGCUUCCGCUGCCUGCUGGACAACACGAGUGGCUUCCUGCGGCUGGACAUCCGGGGUCGCAUCAAGAUCCUGCACGGACAGAACCGGAAGACGGAGGAGCCGCCACUGGCGCUCUUCGCCUACUGCACACCCUUUGGCCCGCCCAGUCUCCUGGAGAUACCGCACAAGGAGAACAUGUUCAAGUCGAAGCACAAGCUGGACUUCUCCCUGGUCUCGAUGGAUCAGAGGGGCAAGCACAUACUGGGCUAUGCGGAUGCCGAGCUGGUCAACAUGGGCGGAUACGAUCUGGUGCACUACGAUGACCUGGCCUAUGUGGCCAGUGCCCAUCAGGAGCUUCUCAAGACAGGCGCCUCGGGAAUGAUCGCCUACCGCUACCAGAAGAAGGAUGGCGAGUGGCAGUGGCUGCAGACGAGCUCCCGUCUGGUGUACAAGAACUCCAAGCCGGACUUUGUGAUCUGCACGCAUCGCCAGCUGAUGGACGAGGAGGGCCACGAUCUGCUCGGCAAGCGAACCAUGGACUUCAAGGUCAGCUACCUGGACACGGGCCUGGCGUCCACCUACUUCUCGGAGGCGGACCAGCUGGUUGUGCCGCCCAGUGCCUCGCCCACGGCCCACGCCCUGCCGCCGCCGGUGACCCCGACACGACCCAACCGGCGCUACAAGACGCAGCUGAGGGACUUCCUCUCCACGUGCCGCAGCAAACGCAAGCUCCAGCAGCAGCAGCAACAGCAGCAGCAGCAGAAUCAGCAGACCUCGCCGCUCGGCGGUCAGGUGGGCUCGCCGGCGCCUGCCGUGGCUGUGGAGUACCUGCCCGAUCCGGCGGUGGCCGUGGCCGCCGCCUACUCCAACCUCAAUCCCAUGUACACGGCCUCGCCGUACGGCAGUGCGGCGGACAAUCUCUACAUGGGCAGCUCCAUGCCGGCCAAUGCCUUCUAUCCGGUCAGCGAGAACCUCUUCCACCAGUACCGGCUGCAGGGAGCCGUCGGCGGGUACUACACGGACUACCCGCACUCCGGGGCGCCAGCGUCGGCGUACGUGGCCAAUGGUUUCCUCUCGUACGAUGGCUAUGCCAUUGCCUCCAAGGCGGACGAGAAGUGGCAGGAGACGGGCAAGUACUACAGUGGCUACAGCAGCGGCUACGGCAGUCCCACGUCCACGCCCCAGCAAAUCCCCCUAAAGACGCCCAAGUCCUCGCCACAGGUCAUGGAGGUCAUCUCCUGCUCCUCGGACGGACCAUCGCCGGUGAGUGGUGCCACGCCCAAUGGCGCGAUUCCCGUGACGCCCAAAGUGGAGCUUGCCGCAACGGCAGCAACAGCCGCCUCCGCUGCAGGCGGGGAUCCCUACGAGAGGCAGACGGUGCUGAUGUGGGGCACCACCCACUCGAGUGGCGUUCCCCUGAAUAGUCUUCAGGGCGGACGCUCCGGAUCCCCCCAACGCGCCACGCCCCUCACGAAUGGCCUGGGAUACGCCACGAAUAACAACAACAACGAGCACGAGCCGGCGACGGCGGCCAAGUGGAACGGAGCGAAGGAGCUGGCGGGGAAAUCGGCCAGCGCCAGCACGCCGGAGAGCUACCAAAUGCAGCACGACGAUUCCGGACUGUACUCCGCCUCCUCGCACACGACCUCGCCGCAGCAGCAGCAGCAGCAGCAACAGCAACAGCAACCACAACGUGGCGUUGCUUCCAAUGUUAGCGCUCCAAGUAUUCCUCUCACACACCCAGUGGCCGUCACGGGCACAGGCACCAGCACGGGCACAGAUCAUCAGGCGGUGCACCCGUCCAGCUGCCACCAACAGCAGCAGCAGCAGCAGCAACAACAGCAGCAGCAACAACAGCAGCAACAGCAUCAUCAUGCCCACCCGCAUCCGCACUCGCAUCACCACCACCAUCACCAUCACCAUCAUGAGGCAGCGCAUCAUCAGCAUGCAGCAGCAAUCAUACUCACGACCCAUCAGCAGCAGCAGCAGCAUCAGCAGCAGCAGCAGGUUCAGCAACAACAAUCUCUUGGAGGCUACCCGCUGCAUCAUCCACUGCAGCUGGUGGGAGGACCGUCCUCAUCGCCGCCGCCGCCCACAACCCGCUCGCCAACAGCCCUGCCCGCAGUGAGCAGUAUCCUCAAUGGUGCCACAGGAGCAACCACAACCGAUGACGUCUCCCCCUACCAGCAGCUGGCCAUUGUCUCCACGCCCCUGGUGAUCUGCGCCGAGGAGGUGGGUGUCGGUGGAAUGUCCUUGCAGCCGCUGAGCGACAGCAGCGAGACGACGCGCAUGGGACGCAAGUCAGCCAAGCAGCAGGUGCAACAGUCCUUGCAACAACAGCAGCAGCAAACGCUUUACCAGCAGCAUCAGACGCAUCAUCAUCAUUCACAUCCACAGCACCAUCCGCAACACCAUUUGCUCUAUCCGGCCAACAUUACGGCGCAUACAGCCUUGGCCUAUGCCCCGCCGACGGCUGGGGGCGCCUAUGCCGAUGGCAGUCCGCUGCUCUCCUUCUCGGAGGUGACCAACACGCUGCUCAACCAGUGAGAGAGGGACUAGGAGUAGCAGUAGCAGUAGCAGUAGGAGCAGGCGAGCACAUUCGUGUUCAACAGUUUUGCCAAAAUGUGGACUAUGACUAUCGUAUCUUCCAUAAUCUGAACCCUAGCACCUAGCAACCAAGCAAACCAGCAAUUUGUGGAUAUAUCCAGCGCACACCGAGUCAUUUGGCUACUCCUUGGUUAAAUCCGAGCAAACAGCAAGAAAAAACGAAUUCUAUUUAUUUUACUGUGAUAAUUUAUAGAUACAAUUUAUUGUAUAUGAAACUAUAUUCGUAAUACGUAUCCGCAUCCGUAUCCGUAUCCGUAUCCACACUUCCAUAGACACACGAAUGGGCAAUAGGAUUUGGGUACAGCAGCGUUUAACCAGCACAAAGUUAAGAGGGGAACCGAACCGCUUCCCAUCCGAGGAAGAUCCCUUCGACAAUCAAUUUCAGUUGUAGUUGCGACCAAAGAUUUCUCUAACUAACUUAAACUUAUCGUUUAGCAUAAUACGUAUACCCUACGAUUCAUUCAGAUUGCGCCCAACUUUAGUUACAUUUCCGUUGAGGUUACAGAACAAAGUAGGGGGUAAAUGCCUAAUUAGUUGCGUUUAAGAGUGCUUAAGUAGAACCUAAGAUAAUACCAGAUGCUUGUAUCCAUAUUUAAUUUAAUUUAACCCUAGACGUAA
This is a messenger RNA of Drosophila persimilis, 3943 nucleotides long. RefSeq names its product circadian locomoter output cycles protein kaput (gene ss). The coding region runs from base 107 to 3265 and encodes 1052 amino acids. Gene Ontology annotation, cellular component: aryl hydrocarbon receptor complex; nucleus. Gene Ontology annotation, molecular function: transcription cis-regulatory region binding; nuclear receptor activity; protein dimerization activity. The record is from RefSeq and is a predicted model, not a curated record. Gene Ontology annotation, biological process: regulation of transcription by RNA polymerase II. The transcript has 8 exons. NCBI's taxonomy places the organism in Eukaryota, Metazoa, Arthropoda, Insecta, Diptera, Drosophilidae.